This is a messenger RNA of Herpailurus yagouaroundi (jaguarundi), 1317 nucleotides long. It is a transcript of the gene FZR1, whose product is annotated as fizzy and cell division cycle 20 related 1. Gene Ontology annotation, cellular component: anaphase-promoting complex. The transcript is spliced from 9 exons. Gene Ontology annotation, biological process: positive regulation of anaphase-promoting complex-dependent catabolic process; anaphase-promoting complex-dependent catabolic process; positive regulation of ubiquitin protein ligase activity. NCBI's taxonomy places the organism in Eukaryota, Metazoa, Chordata, Mammalia, Carnivora, Felidae. The record is from RefSeq and is a predicted model, not a curated record. The annotation marks the transcript as partial. Gene Ontology annotation, molecular function: ubiquitin ligase activator activity; protein binding; anaphase-promoting complex binding.
GCCUUACAGAGCCCCCGCCCGCAGAUGGCCUGGCCUACUCCGCCUUGCUGAAGAACGAGCUGCUGGGAGCCGGCAUCGAGAAGGUGCAGGACCCGCAGACGGAGGACCGAAGGCUGCAGCCCUCCACGCCUGAGAAGAAGGGCCUGUUCACGUAUUCCCUCAGCACCAAGCGCUCCAGCCCCGACGAUGGCAACGAUGUGUCUCCCUACUCCUUGUCCCCCGUUAGCAACAAGAGUCAGAAGCUACUGCGGUCACCACGGAAACCCACCCGCAAGAUCUCCAAGAUCCCCUUCAAGGUCCUGGACGCACCAGAGCUGCAGGACGACUUCUACCUGAACCUGGUGGACUGGUCGUCCCUCAAUGUGCUCAGCGUGGGGCUGGGGACCUGCGUGUACCUGUGGAGCGCCUGCACCAGCCAGGUGACCCGGCUCUGUGACCUCUCGGUGGAAGGGGACUCGGUGACCUCCGUGGGCUGGUCUGAACGGGGGAACCUGGUGGCCGUUGGCACGCACAAGGGCUUUGUGCAGAUCUGGGACGCAGCUGCAGGAAAGAAGCUGUCCAUGCUGGAAGGCCACACGGCACGCGUUGGGGCGCUGGCCUGGAACGCUGACCAGCUCUCGUCCGGGAGCCGGGACCGCAUGAUCCUGCAGAGGGACAUCCGGACCCCGCCCCUGCAGUCAGAGCGGCGGCUGCAGGGCCACCGGCAGGAGGUGUGUGGGCUCAAGUGGUCCACGGACCACCAGCUCCUCGCCUCGGGGGGCAACGACAACAAGCUGCUGGUCUGGAACCACUCGAGCCUGAGCCCCGUGCAGCAGUACACGGAGCACCUGGCGGCCGUGAAGGCCAUCGCCUGGUCCCCGCACCAGCACGGGCUGCUGGCGUCUGGUGGUGGCACGGCUGAUCGCUGCAUCCGCUUCUGGAACACGCUCACGGGGCAGCCACUGCAGUGCAUCGACACGGGCUCCCAGGUGUGCAACCUCGCCUGGUCCAAGCACGCCAACGAGCUGGUGAGCACGCACGGCUACUCGCAGAACCAGAUCCUGGUGUGGAAGUACCCGUCCCUGACCCAGGUGGCCAAGCUGACCGGGCACUCGUACAGGGUCCUGUACCUGGCCAUGUCCCCUGAUGGAGAGGCCAUAGUCACUGGUGCUGGGGAUGAAACCCUGAGGUUCUGGAACGUCUUUAGCAAAACCCGUUCGACAAAGGUAAAGUGGGUCGGUAUCAGUGCCAGCUGUUCCCCUGCGCGCGUCCCCUCGCCUGUCCUGGGGGCUUCCCCUGCCCACACCCCCCCGCCCCCCCGCCCCCCCACCCAGCCCC